CGGAGGGAGCGCGGGGAGAGAGCUAGCGAGCGCUCGGAACCUGGGCCAGCAGAGGGGGCGCCCGGCCGCUGCCUGCACCGCCGCCUCCGUCGCGCUCGGGGGCCCCUGGAGGAGCGAGGGCGAGUCGGAGAGUCCGGGAGCCGAGCCCGGCGAGACCCAGCUGCGGGAGGGCGCCCGCCCCACUCAGCCGCCUCCUGCGCCCGAGCCGGGGAGCGCCGGCCGACCGCCCCGCGGGCCGGAGAGCUGGGAGCACAGGUCUCCGGAGCCCCAGGGAUGGUCUAGGAGUCGGCGCGAGGCUCGCUGCUCUGCUCCCUGCCGGGGCUCGCCGCCUCCUGCCGAUUGCCCAGGGCUGCGAGCCGCGGCGGCCGGGGGCUGCGAGCUGGGGCGGCCCAGGCCGGAGAAGUUAGUUGUGCGCGCAGCUUAGUGCGCGGAGCAAGCGAGCGACCGAAGAAGCAGCGAAGCGCCGGGGCCAUGGGCUGGGGGAGGCGCUGCUGCUGCCCUGGACGGCUGGACUUGCUGUGCGUGCUGGCGCUGCUCGGGGGCUGCCUGCUCCCCGUGUGCCGGACGCGCGUCUACACCAACCACUGGGCAGUCAAAAUCGCCGGCGGCUUCCCGGAGGCCAACCGCAUAGCCAGCAAGUAUGGAUUCAUCAACCUAGGACAGAUCGGGGCCCUGAAGGAUUACUACCACUUCUAUCACAGCAGGACGAUUAAAAGGUCAGUUCUCUCAAGCAGAGGAACACACAGUUUCAUUUCAAUGGAACCAAAGGUGGAGUGGAUCCAACAACAAGUGGUAAAAAAACGGACCAAGAGAGAUUAUGACUUUAGCCACGCCCAGUCCACUUACUUCAAUGAUCCCAAGUGGCCAAGCAUGUGGUAUAUGCACUGCAGUGACAACACACAUCCCUGCCAGUCAGACAUGAAUAUCGAAGGAGCCUGGAAGAGAGGCUACACGGGAAAGAACAUCGUGGUCACCAUCCUGGAUGAUGGCAUUGAGAGGACCCAUCCAGACCUGAUGCAGAACUACGAUGCUCUGGCGAGUUGUGACGUGAACGGGAACGACUUAGACCCCAUGCCUCGUUAUGACGCAAGCAACGAGAACAAGCACGGGACCCGCUGUGCUGGAGAAGUGGCCGCCGCAGCAAACAACUCUCACUGCACAGUUGGCAUUGCUUUCAACGCCAGGAUCGGAGGAGUUCGAAUGCUGGAUGGAGAUGUCACGGAUAUGGUUGAAGCAAAAUCAGUUAGCUUCAAUCCUCAGCAUGUGCACAUUUACAGUGCGAGCUGGGGCCCGGAUGAUGAUGGCAAGACUGUGGAUGGACCAGCUCCACUCACCCGGCAAGCCUUUGAAAAUGGUGUUAGAAUGGGGCGGAGAGGCCUCGGCUCUGUUUUUGUCUGGGCAUCGGGAAAUGGUGGGAGGAGCAAAGACCACUGCUCCUGUGAUGGCUACACCAACAGCAUCUACACCAUCUCCAUCAGCAGCACAGCCGAAAGCGGAAAGAAGCCUUGGUACCUGGAAGAGUGUUCGUCCACGCUGGCCACAACCUACAGCAGUGGAGAGUCCUAUGAUAAGAAAAUAAUCACUACGGAUCUGAGGCAGCGUUGCACGGACAACCACACUGGGACAUCGGCCUCAGCCCCCAUGGCUGCAGGCAUCAUUGCACUGGCCCUGGAAGCCAAUCCGUUUCUGACCUGGAGAGACGUGCAGCAUGUUAUUGUAAGGACUUCCCGUGCAGGACAUUUGAACGCUAAUGACUGGAAAACCAAUGCUGCUGGUUUUAAGGUGAGCCAUCUCUACGGAUUUGGACUGAUGGAUGCGGAAGCCAUGGUGAUGGAGGCGGAAAAGUGGACCACUGUUCCCCAGCAGCACGUGUGUGUGGAGAGCACAGACCGACAAAUCAAGACAGUUCGGCCCAACAGUGCGGUGCGCUCCGUCUACAAAGCAUCGGGCUGCUCCGACAAUCCCAACCACCACGUCAGCUACCUGGAACACGUAGUUGUGCGCAUCACCAUCACCCACCCCAGGAGGGGAGACCUGGCCAUCUACCUGACCUCGCCCUCAGGAACCAGGUCCCAGCUUUUGGCCAACAGGCUUUUUGAUCAUUCCAUGGAAGGAUUUAAAAAUUGGGAGUUCAUGACCAUUCAUUGCUGGGGAGAACGAGCUGCUGGUGACUGGAUCCUGGAAGUUUAUGACACUCCCUCUCAGCUGAGGAACUUCAAGACUCCAGGUAAAUUGAAAGAAUGGUCUUUGGUCCUCUACGGCACCUCCGUGCAGCCAUACUCACCCACCAAUGAGUUUCCUAAAGUGGAACGUGUCCGGUAUAGCCGCGUUGAAGACCCCACUGAUGACUAUGGGACAGAGGAUUAUGCAGGUCCCUGUGACCCUGAGUGCAGUGAGGUAGGCUGUGAUGGGCCAGGACCGGACCACUGCAAUGACUGUCUGCACUACUACUACAAGCUGAAAAACAACACCAGGAUCUGCGUCUCCAGCUGCCCCUCUGGCCACUACCACGCUGACAAGAAGCGAUGCAGAAAGUGUGCUCCCAACUGCGAGUCCUGCUUUGGGAGCCACGGGGACCAGUGCCUGUCCUGUAAAUAUGGAUACUUCCUGAAUGAGGAAACGAACAGUUGUGUCACUCACUGCCCUGAUGGAUCGUAUCAGGACACCAAGAAAAAUCUUUGCCGGAAAUGCAGUGAAAACUGCAAGACAUGUACUGAAUCCGACAACUGUACAGAAUGUAGGGAGGGGUCAAGCCUGCAGGGAUCCCGGUGUGCCGUUGCCUGUGAGGACGGACGGUACUUCAACGGCCAAGACUGCCAGCCCUGCCACCGCUUCUGCGCCACCUGUGCUGGAGCAGGUGCUGGUGGGUGUAUUAACUGCACAGAGGCCUACUUCAUGGAGGAUGGGAGGUGCGUGCAGAGCUGUAGUAUCAGCCAUUACUUCGACCACUCUUCAGAAAAUGGAUACAAAUCCUGCAAAAAAUGUGACACCAGCUGUUUGACAUGCAACGGUCCGGGGUUCAAGAACUGUACGAGCUGCCCCAGUGGGUAUCUCUUAGACUUAGGAAUGUGUCAAAUGGGAGCCAUCUGCAAGGACGCAACGGAAGAGUCCUGGGCGGAAGGAGGCUUCUGUAUGCUAGUGAAAAAGAACAAUCUGUGCCAACGGAAGGUUCUUCAACAACUUUGCUGCAAAACCUGUACAUUCCAAGGCUGAGCUGCCAUCCUAGAUUUCUUUGUUCCUGUAGACUUAUAGAUUACUCCAUAUUAUUAUUAAAAAGAAAAAAGCAAGC
Molecule: messenger RNA, 3289 nt
Organism: Lipotes vexillifer (Yangtze River dolphin)
Lineage: Eukaryota; Metazoa; Chordata; Mammalia; Artiodactyla; Lipotidae
Gene: PCSK5
Product: proprotein convertase subtilisin/kexin type 5
Exons: 21
Coding region: 472-3213 (913 amino acids)
Biological process (GO): peptide hormone processing
Cellular component (GO): trans-Golgi network; Golgi membrane
Molecular function (GO): serine-type endopeptidase activity
Source: RefSeq, a predicted model, not a curated record